AUGGCUUGGGAUCAACUAGAGUUAGAAGCUCCUCAUAUUGCUUAUGCAUGUGUUGGAGUAUUUUGUACUUUAUUUUCAUUAGUUUCAUUAUUUGUUAAAGAAAGAUUAUAUAUUGGUGAAGCAACAGUUGCAACUAUUGCUGGAUUAAUUUUAGGACCUCAUUGUUUAGAUUGGUUAAAUCCUGUUAGUUGGGGUAAUUCUGAUUAUAUUACUUUAGAAAUUUGUAGAAUAGUUUUAUGUAUUCAAAUUAUUGCAGUUGCAGUUGAAUUACCAAGAAAAUAUAUGAAAAAACAUUGGGUAUCAGUUGCUAUAUUUUUAUUACCUGUAAUGACUGUUGGUUGGUUAGUUGUUGGAUUAUUUAUAUGGUGUUUAAUACCACAUUUUACUUUUAAUGAUGGAUUAUUAGUUAGUGCUUGUGUUACUGCAACUGAUCCAGUUUUAGCUGCUGCAGUUGUUGGUAAAGGUAAAUUUGCAGAAAGAGUUCCAGGUCAUUUACGUAAUUUAUUAUCAGCAGAAUCUGGUUGUAAUGAUGGGAUGGCUUUCCCAUUUAUUUAUUUAUCAUUAAAUUUAAUUAUUCAUUCAGGUCAUGCAGGAGAAAUUGUUAAAGAUUGGAUUUUAUUAAGUAUUUUAUGGGAAUGUGUAUUUGGAUGCUUUUUAGGAGUUGUUAUGGGUUGGUUAUUAAGAAAAGUUGUUGCAUUUGCAGAAAAUAAAAAUUUAAUUGAUCGAGAAUCAUUUUUAGCUAUAUUUAUAUUUUUAGCAUUUAAUUGUGCAGGAAUUGGAUCUAUUUUAGGAGUUGAUGAUUUAUUAGUAUCAUUUGCUGCAGGUACAGCUUUUGGAUGGAAUGGUGAUUUUUCUAAAAAGACUGAUGAAUCUCAUGUUUCUACUGUUAUUGAUUUAUUAUUAAAUUUAUCAUUUUUUGUAUAUUUUGGAGCUAUUAUUCCUUGGCCUCAAUUUAAUAGUUCAAUUAUUGGAUUAAAUGUUUGGAGAUUAAUUAUUCUUGCUUUAGUUAUUAUAUUUUUAAGAAGAGUACCUGCUGUUGUUAUAUUAAAACCAAUUACACCUGAUGUUAAAACUUGGAGAGAAGCAUUUUUUUGUGGACAUUUUGGACCAAUUGGUGUUGGUGCAUUAUUUGCAAGUAUAUUGGCAAGAAAAGAUUUGGAGAGUCAUUAUACUACUGAAGAAACUCCUUUACAUGCAUUACCAGGUGAGGAUUUCCCACAUUAUCAAUUAUUAGCAUGUAUAUGGCCCAUUGUUUGUUUUAUUGUUGUAACAUCAAUUAUUGUUCAUGGUUCUUCAGUUGCAGUAUUAACAUUGGGUAAAAGAUUAAAUAGAAUGGCCAUUACCAUGUCAUUUACAACUACCAAUGGAGAUCAAUCUGAAGGAGGUGGAUCGAAUUGGAUGCAAAGAUUACAAAAUUUAGACAGAUCAAAUACUUCAUAUUCAUUACAUAGAGUUGAUACUAUGACACCAACAGAAAAAGAUGAAAUUAAACGUCAACAAGCAGAACUGUUACAGAAUAUGCCAGAAACAAGUGGAGUUAAAGUACGUCCAGCAGGAGGGGCUAAAAGAAAAAAGAAAAGAAGAAGAGCACAACCAGGACUUAUUAAGAAAACAUUAUCAAGAGUUAAAAGUAAUGACGAUGAAGAAUCAAUGGAAGAAAGACAUCGUCCAACUCCUCAAUUUUUACAAUUAGGUGGUAGACCACAAGCUCACUCACCAAUUAAAAGUACAUCAUCAUCAGAACCAGAAGCAACUACUGAAGUUAAAGAAUCUUCAUCAUCAUCCGAUAAUAGUCCACAACAAGAAAAAGUACCAAUGGAAGACGACGAACCAAUAGAACUUGAAGAAGAAGAGAAACCAAAUAAAAAGACUUCAGGAAUUUCUAAAUAUGGUGAACAUCCAAAAGCUGAAAAAAGAUCAGUUCCAACUACUGCAUAUCAAGAUGGCAGUAAAAUUAUUAUUGAAGAUCAAAAUGGAGAAGUUAUGGAUAGUUUGACAUUACAAAAGGAACGAGGCAAAGACACUUAUAAACAUAACCAUGAAAUGGAUGGAGAAGAAGAUAGUAUACAUUCAAUGGAAUCAUUACAAAGACAUUUAACUCAAUACUCCACCAAUUCAGUUGAAAAAGAUGAAAAUUCAUCAGAAGAAAAACCAACAACAACAAAAGGAGGAUUAUUAUCACCAUUAGAGAAGAAACUUUCAAGAAAAUCAUAUUACAAAAAAGAUGAUCCACAUAGAAGAAAAGUUUAUGCACAUCGUGUUGAUAAUUUAAUUGUUAUAGAAAAUGAAGAUGGUGAUAUAAUAAGAAGAUAUAAAGUUAAUAGACAUGCAUCAACUUAUCCACAACAACAACCACCGCCACAAGCACAAAAACCAUCAAGAUCAAGAUCAUCUACAUUAGUAAAUAGAAUGAAAUCAUUUGUUGGUAUGAAACCAUCAUCACAAUCAACUACCACACCGGAACAAGAUUUUCCACAAAAUGAUAAUCCACCACAAGAAACUCCAACUAUUCACGUUACAGAUUUGGAAAAAGGAACUCAUCAUAAUAUUAUAAUACCUCAAGAAGAUAAAAAACCACAUCCACAUCACGAAAAAAUAGAUAAAAUUGAAGAUAAAAUAGCAACAAUAUUAGAAACAAAGCAUCGAAAAGGAAGUCAUCAUUUAGUUAAAAAAGCAUCACCACCACCACCUGUAUCUCAACCACUUGACGAGGAAGAAGAAGAAGACGAAGAAGAAGACGAAAGCGAAGUAGACCACGAAGAACCAAUACCAAGUUACGAAGAAGGAAUAACUGAUCAUGAAGAAGAUGAAGAAGAAACAGAAGUUGAAAAACAAAGGAGAUUACAAGCAUUAGGUAAAUUGCCCAAUAAAAAUCGUGAUGUUCAUGAUGAAGAAUAA
Messenger RNA from Lodderomyces jiufengensis, 2898 nucleotides. RefSeq names its product Cnh1p (gene CNH1). The record is from RefSeq and is a predicted model, not a curated record. Gene Ontology annotation, cellular component: plasma membrane. The coding region runs from base 1 to 2898 and encodes 965 amino acids. Gene Ontology annotation, molecular function: sodium:proton antiporter activity. The transcript has a single exon. Gene Ontology annotation, biological process: proton export across plasma membrane; regulation of membrane potential; sodium ion export across plasma membrane. Lineage: Eukaryota; Fungi; Ascomycota; Pichiomycetes; Serinales; Debaryomycetaceae.